Notechis scutatus (mainland tiger snake) is the source of this 4190-nucleotide messenger RNA. Lineage: Eukaryota; Metazoa; Chordata; Lepidosauria; Squamata; Elapidae. The record is from RefSeq and is a predicted model, not a curated record.
UGACCCCUGACCUCUGGCGGCGCCCUCCGCCGGGCAGCCGUUAGAAGCGCCGCUGCGGCCGCCGCCGCCGCCCCCUCCCUCCGUCCCGGCCAUGGGGACCGCGGCAGGCUCGCCCUCCGAGCGCCAGGACAGCUUCUUAACAAGUGCCGACCUACGAACCCGAGUCCUCCAAUUUGUAGAAGAGAGGAUUCAGACAACUAUGUUAACCGGGAUGGCCAUUGGCGCAGCGGUGGCCUUGUCUCUGAUUGGGAUCGUUGUGUAUUUUGUGUACAAGAAGGUGAAGGAAUCGAGUUCCUUGUUCCUUGUUGCAUGGUUGUCACUCCCUGGGCAAACUUCAGGCCUGGCACAUUUUCCCCUGAAUGCUUUGUCUUCCUUGCAGGUGACAACUCUGCCAAACACUCUGGUCGGCAACCCAGUGCCCCGUCAGCGCAUGCGAAAAAGGGCCAAGGUUUUGUCCUUGGCAAAGAGGAUUCUGCGCUUCAAGAAGGAAUCUCCCAUCCUGCAGCCCAAGGACCCGCCUCCCUCCCUGCUGGAGGCUGAUUUAACCGAAUUUGACGUCAAGAGCUCCCACCUGCCUUCCGAAGUCCUUUACAUGCUUAAAAACGUCCGGGUCCUCGGUCACUUCGAGAAGCCCCUUUUCCUGGAGCUGUGCAAGCACAUGGUUUUCGUGCAGCUUCACGAAGGGGAAUAUAUCUUCCGGCCGGGGCAGCUGGACAACAGCAUCUACGUCGUGCAGGACGGGAAGUUGGAAGUCUGCAUCCAGGAUAGCGAUGGCACAGAGAUGGUGGUGAAGGAAGUUUUGGCCGGGGACAGCGUACAUAGCCUUCUCAGCAUUCUGGACGUCAUCACGGGUCAUCCUGCUCCGUACAAAACCGUUUCUGCUCGGGCCGCGAUGCAGUCAACCAUUCUGCGCCUCCCAGCCAACGCAUUUCAGGACAUCUUCCAGAAAUACCCCGAGACUCUCGUCAGAGUCGUGCAGAUCAUCAUGGUGAGGCUGCAGAGGGUCACUUUCCUGGCUUUGCACAACUACCUGGGACUGACCACCGAACUCUUCAGUUCCGAGAGCCAGGCCAUCCCGCUGGUCUCGAUUGCCAGCGUCACCUCCGGGGGCAACGCCGGGCGGGUGGUGAGACGGCAGCUGUCCAACCUGUCGGAGGAGGAGCGGGCCGAAAGGCUGGAGAGACACGCCUCCCUGGAGACCACAGAUUCUGGGAAACCUCCUGGCCUAGAGCCGCUGCUCCGGAGAAGCGUCUCCUUGAACACCCCUUUUGGAUACACCGAUGCUGCAGGUGGAGCUAAGCCAGACUUGGAAGGUCUCAGCGACAGACACCGGAUUGAAAUCGAGACUUCUUCCUCUGAUACAACCGCGUAUAAGCCCACCUCGAAGAAAACCGUGACGGUGACCGAGAUGCCCUCGGCCAUCUUCCAUUACACACAGGACGACACGCCUGUCCAGGAAUUCGGCGCCACCAAGCCGGUCAACACCAUCUUAGAAGCAGCCAAGAAAGACCUGCUGACCUUGAUGAAGCUGGAUGAUCUCUCUCUCUUAAACGGGAAAGUGACCCUCCAUCAAGUCACUGCAGGGACGAUGGUGUCACGGCAAGGUGACCAGGAUGUCAGCAUCCGGUUCGUGAUCUCGGGGGUCCUGCAUGUCUACCAGCGGAAGAUCGAUUCGGAGGAAGAGACCUGCCUGUUUGUCACCCACCCAGGCGAGCUGGUGGGGCAGCUCGCCGUGCUCACGGGAGAGCCGCUGAUCUUCACCAUUAAGGCCAAUCGCGAUUGCACAUUCUUGGCGAUCUCCAAGUCCCAGUUUUAUGAGAUCAUGCGUGAGCAGCCCACAGUGGUCCUGGGAGUGGCUCACAUGGUGGUGAAGCGCAUGUCGUCCUUUGUGAGGCAAAUCGACUUCGCCCUGGACUGGAUGGAGGUAGAAGCUGGGCGCGCUGUUUACAGACAGGGGGAUCAUUCGGACUGCACCUACAUUGUCCUGAAUGGACGUCUCCGCUCGGUCAUCAGGCAGGACGACGGGAAGAAACACCUGACAGGCGAAUACGGCCGGGGGGACCUGAUUGGCGUGGUUGAAGCACUAACUCACCAACCCAGGGCGACUACCGUACACGCCGUUCGGGAUUCGGAGCUGGCCAAACUUCCAGAGGGAGCGCUGAUCUCCAUCAAACGCAAGUUCCCCCAGGUCGUGACGCGACUUAUCCAUUUGCUGGGUGAGAAGAUCCUUGGGAAUCUACAGCAAGGGGGGCACCAGUUGGGCCUACACACCGCCAGCAGUAAGUGGGACGCCAGCAACCCGGCCAGCAAUCUCGCCACGGUGGCCAUCAUGCCUGUCUCGGAAGACGUGCCUCUCUCGACCUUCACCCUGGAACUCAAGCAUGCCCUCUGUGCCAUCGGUAAGACCUCCCGGGGCUCUGGUGGCUUCAGAGGCUGCUCCCAAGUCGGGGUGAUCAGGGCGCUGAACGAGGCUGGGAUUCCUAUUGACAUGAUUGGUGGCACGUCCAUCGGUUCCUUCAUGGGUGCCCUGUACGCGGAAGAGCGGAGUUAUACCCAGAUGCGGAUCAAAGCUCGGCAGUGGGCCAUGAAUAUGAAUUCGGUGUUCAAAACGGUUCUUGACUUGACCUACCCCAUCACGUCCAUGUUCUCCGGAGCCUCGUUUAACAACGGCGUCAGCGACAUCUUCAGAGAUAAGCAGAUCGAGGAUCUCUGGAUUCCCUUCUUCAUCAUCACCACAGACAUCAGUGCCUCGGCUAUGAGGGUCCACACGGAUGGUUGUCUGUGGCGAUACAUCAGGGCCAGCAUGUCUCUCUCCGGCUACUUGCCCCCUCUCUGCGAUCCAAAAGACGGACAUCUGCUAAUGGAUGGUGGCUACAUCAAUAACCUCCCAGCGGACGUUGCCCGAUCCAUGGGAGCCAAGGUCGUCAUUGCCAUCGACGUGGGCAGCAGAGACGAGACGGACCUCACCAAUUACGGAGACGCACUUUCCGGCUGGUGGCUGCUGUGGAAACGGUGGAACCCAUUAGUGGAGAAAGUGAAGGUGCUAAACAUGGCCGAGAUCCAGACUCGGCUGGCCUAUGUCUGUUGCGUCCGGCAGUUGGAGAUGGUCAAGAACAGCGACUAUUGCGAAUAUAUCCGGCCACCCAUCGAUCACUACGGGACGCUGGAAUUUGGGAAAUUCGAUGAAAUCUGCGAAGUCGGCUACCAGCACGGGAAGACGGUUUUCAAUGUUUGGUGCAGGAGCGGAGUCCUCGAGAAAAUGCUGAAGGACCGGCAGGAGCGUUGCCAGUCUAAGCCAUCAUGCUACAUGACAUGCCCGACAACCUCUUUCACGGAUUUGGCUGAAAUCGUCUCCCGAAUAGAACCGGUGAAGGCCAUGAUAGUGGAUGACGAAUCCGACUAUCAGACCGAAUACGAAGAGGAGAUUUUCGACAUCCAGAAAGAUGACUACGUCAAUUUCCUGAGCAGCCAAACGGAAGAAUAUUUUGACUCCGAUCCAGAAAUCCGCCUGCGAAAACCUACCCGCGGCGACUCCGAAGACAGCCAACUCGCAGCGUAACAAGACCGACUCUAAAACCCACCUUGGAGCUCACCUGGCUUUCUCCUCCUCCCCCUCGUUGCCAACUUCCUUCGUGUGGAGAAGCCGUGGGCGCCUCUCCCUUCCCAUUUCUCCAUUUCUCGGUCUAAAAAAACCAAGGUGUCCCCAACCCCCAAAAGUGAUCGGGAUCCCCGGGGGGGGACAAGGGGGGCGGGGGGGGGGGGGGGCGUGUGCCAUCCGCCUCUUUGCAAACUCUCGGCAUCUGCAGAAACUUUGGGGCUGCUUUGCACAAACCGAAGAAGGGAAAGGAGCCCAUUGCACAAAUCUGGGGUGAAAGGACGAAUAGCGGAGCGGAGGCCGGACUCCUGGCCGCCUUCAGCCCACUGGAUCUCAGCGAGUUUGGUGCACUGUCUCCAAGGGGAACGAAAAGUCCCCCACUCACCCCGGGUAUUGGCAGCUAGCGUAGGGGAUGUGUUUUGCUCAGGGCCGAAUGUCUGAGAUGGAAGCCAUCUGCCUGGGGUGUGUGUGUGUGUGUGGAAAGGAAACAAGAGUCGUGAUGACAACUGCAGUGACUUUCACACCAACAUCCGUUCAAGCAACGCUGCUUCUGUUGGCGGCAGAACGAGUUUUCUCGGGUUCCUGCAAGAAGCUG